UUAGACAUUUGAGCCUUUAACCCGCACAAAAAGAAAACACAAUUUACUACACACGUUCAAUCAAAGCCUGCAAGUCUUCCCCAGCUAACAGCAAAGCCGGAAGUACUUCUCAAAUUCAGCAACCUCACCGGAUGUCGCUUCAGCACAGGCGUGCUGAUUUUAAAUGGCUCCUAGAAAGCGAAAGUUUGUAACUGAGGUUAAAGCUGCAAGUCAGGCAUUAGACGAUGGCCUUCCUACUGAAAACUGUUUGGAGAAAAAAAAGGUCUCUGUUGUAAGUAGCAAGUACUUCACUGGGAAGAAGGAAGAUUCAUCCAGGCUUGAGAGUGGAUUUUACAAUCAGCCUUGCAUCAGCUUGGCCAAAGCACUUCUUGGCAAGAUCUUUGUGCGGAGACUGGCAGACGGCACAGAACUGAGGGGCAGGGUUGUGGAGACAGAGGCUUAUCUUGGUGGGGAAGAUAAAGCAUCCCACUCUUUUGGUGGAAAACAAACAGAGCGGAAUGUUGCCAUGUUCAUGGUGCCUGGGACACUGUAUGUGUACCAGAUCUACGGCAUUUACUUCUGCAUGAAUAUCUCCAGUCAAGGAGAAGGUGCAGCAGUCCUUCUGAGGGCUUUGGAGCCAGAACAAGGGCAGGACAGAAUGAGAGAACUGCGUGACUUGAGAAGAAAGGAGAAUGGAAAAGCUCUUAAGGAACAUGAAUUAUGUAAUGGACCUUCCAAGCUCUGCCAAGCUCUUGAUAUUAACAAGAGGUUUGACAAACGAGACCUGGCCAGUGACCCAGAUGCUUGGAUGGAACAUGGGCCAGAGGCAGUCUCUGAUACAACUGUUUCGUCAGCCAGGAUUGGUGUGAAUUAUGGAGAAGAAUGGGCCAAGAAGCCGUUAAGAUUUUAUAUUCAAGGGAACAAGUGUGUUAGUGUGGUAGAUAAAGUGGCAGAGGCAAAGAUGAAUGCAGGCAGCUGAGUUCACAUUCAUCCUAGUACUUCAGUGGUGGAGAUUUAAUGUAAAGGUUAAAAAAUGGAGGACAAGAUAGAGACGUGCUUACAUACUUUUAUAUUCUUAUGUUUUAAUAUGGUGCUGCCAAAGGUGUGCUAUCAAUUAAGGGCAGUUGUAACACAGUUUUUAGAUAAAGUUUAUCUGUUGUCACAUGCUAAGUCCAGUUGUAAGUUUUUGUGUUCUGAACAAGUUACACAUCAGUUUUUAGUGUCCUUAAAUGAAUUAAACGUCUGUUGCCUGCAUUUAGCCUUGCUUGAUUUAGUUUCUGACUAAGCUGCUAGUGAGUACUUAACAGUCAACAUGAAAACUGUAGAAAAAUGGCUUUAAAUGCUUAGUGCACAUCUGAAUGUAUU
Protopterus annectens (West African lungfish) is the source of this 1344-nucleotide messenger RNA. RefSeq names its product N-methylpurine DNA glycosylase (gene MPG). Gene Ontology annotation, molecular function: DNA binding; alkylbase DNA N-glycosylase activity. Lineage: Eukaryota; Metazoa; Chordata; Ceratodontiformes; Protopteridae. The coding region runs from base 164 to 958 and encodes 264 amino acids. The transcript is spliced from 4 exons. The record is from RefSeq and is a predicted model, not a curated record. Gene Ontology annotation, biological process: base-excision repair.